AUGUCGUGGAGCGGGCCUCUAGCGGGAGCUGCACCAUACCAGGCGCCUCCACAUGCUAAUGGGCAAUCGGGCUUUGGCCAACUUCCGCCUUACCGUUAUGGCCAGCAGCUACCCUAUGGUCAGUAUCAGAAUGUACCGUCGUAUCCUGGGCCACCGCACCGACCACAAGAUACUAGACCACUUAAGAAGAAGGGCAAUCCGAUAAUAACACGUUAUCCACCUCCUCCUGGGUACCGUGGGCCGGCGCAGCCUCAAGUUCCUUUCAACACUCAUCAACAGCCUGGUCAGUAUCAACCGCCACAUCAGCCAGCCUUCCCGCAAGCACCUCAAGCGCAGCACAAAUACCCCAAAAAAGGGUAUGCUGCUGUACCCCCCCAGCAAGGCUAUCCUCCUCACACUUAUGGGCCACCGCAGCCGUCAAGCUAUCCUGCGUCGCACCCUCAAGCUCAAAGCUACCAGUGGUCCCGGCGACCUUCUCUAAAGGCACCCGCAUAUCCUGGAACCCAGGGCUAUGGAGCUCCACAGUCGUCUUACCCGCCUUAUCCGCCACAUACUGCGGCAGUAGAACCUAGUCAACGCGCGGGGUGGCCACAAGUACCAGCUCAGGCCUCAUACCCACCGCAAAGUCAAUACAACGCGUACAUUGGUCCAGCUACCCACGAUCAGCCGAUGUCGGACCCAAACGCGACACCAACGCCUUCUACCGCCCACCUGGCUUCCGCUCCACCGGCACCAUCACAUCCACUUACGAGCAUUUCACAUGACAAUGCGGCUGGCAAAAAGCCAGAUCUCUACCUUGCUUGGGAUGAUUGGGACUUCGACUUUGACGGCGCCAUAUGGCCCAAGAGCAACGAGCCAGUGGACCCGAAUCUCAGCUUAGGCGUAAUCAUUUGGCACCCGGCCAAACAAAUGACCCGAGCGUUGCCCGCCACUUUCGAAGAAGCCGAAGAGCAGUCUCUCAAACCCACUCCGGAGAAGCUGGGUAAUGGAGAGUCAGUCUCGAUUUACUUUACAGCGGAUAACUCCCACGAAGCAUUUCUGGAUGUCAGGCAAACGGACGACUGGGAUUACGUUCAGGAUGACCCUGCAUUUGUCGUAUUCACAGACGAAGAGAUGCAACACAAUCUUAUACCAGUGGAGGACUGCAUUGCGCAGCGAGACCGAUUAGACGAUUCUGUCGAAGUGGAUGCGAAGGUCGGGGAUGCCGUGAUGCACGAGGCAGACUGGAGUAUCAUGGAUCACCUCGAACAAGCUCUAUCGACCAGUGGUGAGGAUGUGAAGACUGCAGACCUAACUCGUGCGGAUGAGUCCGCCAAUCCGCAGACACAGGAGGACAUCCUUGCUUCAUUAGGAGUUACCGGGUUGCCGAAGCCAGUAUCGGGAGAGCCAGUUCCUUUCCCCGUGCCAUCGCCGGAGGAAAAGCCGUCAGUGCUGCUACCUGUAAAGCCUGCAGCGUCUUUGCAACUAUCUGCACUAUCCCAAACCCAGACGGACCCACAGAGGAGCCACCCACUAGACGGUCCUCGCACUGUUGGUCACCCCACUGCACCACAACGACCCUAUGGUUCGAUGUCAUCAACCAACGGCCGACGUCCUCUACCUCCACCUCCUCCAGAACAUGACCGAUACGAUCCAUGGAACCCCAGCAAUCGACAGCAGCAAUACCAUACCAAUGGUUUUAACGGCGGACGAGGCAGCCCCGCGCGAUCUGAAGCCAGCGACGGGACCGCUGCUGGAUCUGAUUUCGGGACUGAGACACCUGCUGAAGCUAGCGAGCAAACUGUUGUACCAGGGUUGAAAUGCGAACAAAGCGACAGCUCCCUCUCUAGAAAGAGGAGCUAUGGUGACACAGACGCCGACGACGAACGAUUAAGACAGCAUGACGAUCACACUAAGCGGAAGCGACGCUCGCAAGUCGACGCUGCAUAUGGCCGCCGCUAG
Molecule: messenger RNA, 1941 nt
Organism: Ascochyta rabiei
Lineage: Eukaryota; Fungi; Ascomycota; Dothideomycetes; Pleosporales; Didymellaceae
Exons: 4
Coding region: 1-1941 (646 amino acids)
Source: RefSeq, a predicted model, not a curated record